This is a messenger RNA of Myripristis murdjan (pinecone soldierfish), 1479 nucleotides long. RefSeq names its product insulin-like growth factor binding protein 7 (gene igfbp7). Gene Ontology annotation, molecular function: insulin-like growth factor binding. The record is from RefSeq and is a predicted model, not a curated record. Gene Ontology annotation, cellular component: extracellular region. The transcript has 5 exons. NCBI's taxonomy places the organism in Eukaryota, Metazoa, Chordata, Actinopteri, Holocentriformes, Holocentridae. The coding region runs from base 89 to 871 and encodes 260 amino acids. Gene Ontology annotation, biological process: regulation of cell growth; regulation of signal transduction.
GUCUCGCUCUCCCAGCUGCAGUUGGUUUCUCGCCUCUCUCUCGGUUUGUCCGGCUGUUUAUCCGGUUGUUUAUCCGGUUGUUUCGGUCAUGUUGUCCCUGCGCGCCGCGGUGUUUCUGGCUCUUGUGUCCGUGUGUGCGGGCCGGGCGGCGGGCGGCUGCGGGCCGUGUGACCCGGCUGUGUGUGACCCGCUGCCGGCGGACGGCUGCCCGGCCGGGACGCUGCUGGACCCGUGCGGCUGCUGCUCGGUGUGCGCGGCCGGGGAGGGGGAGCGCUGCGGCGGCCGCGGAGCCGCGGCGCGCCGCUGCGCCUCCGGACUCGAGUGCGUCAAAAGCGACAAGAAGAGCAAAGUGGGAGUUUGCGCCUGCAAGAGCAACUACGAGGUCUGCGGCUCCGACGGCGUGACUUACCGGACCGCGUGCGACCUGAAGGCGGCCAGCGCGAGCGCGCUGCGCGAGGAGCGGCCCGAGAUCAAGAUCCAGAACAAGGGCAGGUGUCCCUCAGCUCCUGUCAUCAUCACUCCUCCAGGUGAGGUCUACAACGUCAGCGGCUCUCAGGUGUACCUGAGCUGCGAGGCCAUCGGCAUCCCGACGCCCGUCGUCACCUGGAAGAAGGUGGUCAGCGGGAAGGGGAGGGUGGAGCUUCUCCCAGGAGAUCGAGACAAUCUGGCGAUCCAAACCCGAGGAGGCCCGGAGAAACACGAAGUGACGGGCUGGGUGCUGAUCUCGCCGCUCACCCGAGACGAGGCGGGUUCCUACGAGUGUCACGCCGCCAACUCCCAGGGCGAGGCGUCGGCGGUGGGAACCAUCCACGUGGUCGAGUCCAUCGACGAGAUCCCGGUCCAGAAAGUGGCCAAAGACGGCGAGCUGUGAGGCGCAGACGCAUCAUCAGGAGGCGACGGCGGCUCAAACUAAACAUUCGAUGCUUUUUAAUGUAGUUUCCUGUUUUUCUCUUUCAUUGCAGCUUUUUUCUGAAGCUUUCUGCUGAAGCUUUCUGCUGAGGCUUUCUGCUGAGGCUUUCUGCUGAAACUUUCUGUUGAAACUUUCUGCUGAAGCUUUCUGCUGAAGCUCUCUGCUGAGGCUUGGUGGCGACUGGAAUGCACCUUGCUUGUUUUUUUCAGAGAUGACCAGCCGUUUAUUUGAGAAAUUAAAAAUUAAUGAAAAAAUCCUUUCCUUUUGGAUUCAUUCAAAGAACUAAUUUGCGAUGUAAACUCUUUCCUUUGGCCUCAGCGACUGAUCUGAACUGACACGCUGACUCUUAUUGUGAAGCUUAGCUAAGAAAACACCACGGCUGGCUCUUAUUGUGAAGCUUAGCUAAGAAAACACUACAGCAGGCUCUUAUUCUGAAGCUUAGAUAACCAAACAGGAAAAGCUUGUGUUGAAAUUUCUUUUGAAAAGAGGAUUUGUGCUGGAAUGUGCUCACAUGCUCUCUGCUCAUGUUUAUGCUUCAGUUUGUCAAUAAAGUUUUAAAGACAAACUUG